Bactrocera dorsalis (oriental fruit fly) is the source of this 1458-nucleotide messenger RNA. Its product is annotated as serine protease inhibitor 42Dd. The record is from RefSeq and is a predicted model, not a curated record. NCBI's taxonomy places the organism in Eukaryota, Metazoa, Arthropoda, Insecta, Diptera, Tephritidae. The transcript is spliced from 3 exons. Gene Ontology annotation, molecular function: serine-type endopeptidase inhibitor activity. The coding region runs from base 170 to 1297 and encodes 375 amino acids.
UGAACCACAGCGCAUUCCAUCAGCGGCAGUCGUUAAAGUAGGGAGUGUACUUUGUAAAACAUAUUAAGUUUGCAAUUGCUUAAUAUACUUUCGCCGAUUUUGAAAUAAUUUAAAACUAGUUCUUUUUACUUGUAUAUCUUAAUAUAAUAAGUGCCUAGAAAGUGCAAUAAUGUUCGAUUUCAAUCUGGAAUUCGCCCGUGGUGGAGCAGCUGUUGCUACGGAGCUCUUCGAAUUACUCGCAGCCGGCGGUGUAAAACAAAACAUUGUCUUCUCACCAUUUUCAAUUCAAACCUGUGUCGCAUUGGCAUUUGCCGGUGCCAGUGGAGAGACUGCUGAUCAAAUAGCUGAAGGUUUGAAGUUCGCGUCGAAUUUCCACCCGGAAGUAGCUACAACCUUCGCAUUUGUUUUUGACAAAUACAAGGACAGUGAGUUGUUGAAAAUUGCAAACAAAGUGUAUGUUCAGCAAGGACACGAGUUGAAACCAGAUUAUCAAACAGAGUUAAAAGAAAGUUAUAAUGCUGAAACUGAAAAUGUUAACUUUGAGGACAGCGAAAAUGUUGCCGCCACCAUUAAUUCUUGGGUAGAAGAUAAAACGGCCGGAAAAAUUAAGGAUCUUGUGCAGGCCUCGGCCUUCAGUGCUCUAACCCGCUUGGUUCUACUGAAUGCUUUGCAUUUCAAAGGUUUAUGGGCGCAUAAAUUUGAAGAAGAACAAACCGUUGAGGAUGAUUUUUGGAUAUCUGAAGAGGAAUCAGUUAAAGUACAAUACAUGAAUCAAAAAGCGAAAUUUGGCUAUGGAUUCUUUGAAGAGUUGGACUGCCAGGCUCUCGAACUGCCUUACAAAGAUUCGGAUUUAUCAAUGCUAGUUUUGUUGCCUAAUGAGCGAGAAGGUCUGAAAACUCUUGCCGAGAAGUUGAAAUCAGUAAAUUUGGUUGAUCUAGCUGGCAAUCUAGAAGCCAAUGAGGACGUUGUGGUCCAAUUGCCUAAAUUCAAGGUGGAAUACGAAGUAGAGUUGACGGAAACACUGAAGAAGCUGGGCAUAACCAAAAUCUUCAGUGAAGAAGCUGAGUUCGGCAACAUGUUGGAAUCACCCGAGCCUCUGCAAGUAUCCAAUGUUUUCCAUAAGGCUGUUAUUGAGGUCAACGAAGAGGGCACCGAAGCAGCGGCUGCAACUGCAAUGAUUAUGAUGACUCGUUGCCUUCUAAUACCACUGCAAUUUGUUGCUGAUCGCCCAUUCUUCUACGCUAUUUGGAAUAAGAGAAAUAUUCUAUUUGCUGGUGCUUUUGUCAAUGCGCCUUAAGAGGCUGCUGCGUUAGCGAUAAAGUAUGACGUCAUGUGCAUAGAGUUUUUGAGAACCAGAACUAACGCCAUAUAAUGUUUUUUUAAUGUUUGAUAAUUUAUUUGUAUAUUUUGGAAUUAUUUGAUCCAAUUAUAAAAAUGUCGCUUUUCACAAAAAACAAA